AUGGAGGUUGUAAGGGCAAACGGCGACCUCUUCGCAUGGACACCGUCAGACAUGCCGGGACUGGAUUUCGAGGUCAUGUCCCACCGACUAGCCGUAAAACCUGAUGCCAAACCAGUAUCCCAGCAGCGAAGAAAGAUGUCUCAAGAAAGGGCCGAUGAAGUCACCAGACAAACAGCAGGGUUACUAGAAGCAGGAUUCAUCAAAGAACUCGAGUAUUCAACAUGGCUGUCCAAUGUCGUCCUAGUCAAAAAGCCAACGGAAGGUGGAGAAUGGUCCACCUAUCAAAGGCUAAUGAGCAAGGUCUUCCAUGACCUCAUCGGCAAGUCAGUAGAAGUAUACGUUGAUGACAUCCUUGUGAAAACAGCAGAACCGAACAAGCUAAUAGACGACCUUCAGGAUGUCUUCAAAGCACUAAGAAAAUUCAAAAUGAGGCUCAACCCACUCAAGUGCGCAUUCGCCAUGGAAGCAAGGAAAUUCUUAGGGUUCAUGAUAACACAAAGAGGGGUAGAGGCCAACCCAGACAAAUGCGAAGCCGUCCUCAAAAUGACAAGCCCUGGGUGCGUCAAAGACGUGCAACAACUCACUGGGAAACUCACGGCUCUAUCCCAGUUCCUCGGUGCCUCGGCAGAAAGGGUCAUCCCAUUCUUCAACCUAAUGAAGAAAGGGAUCACCUUCGAGUGGACCCCGGCGUGCGAAGAAGCAUUCAGCCGCUUCAAAAAGAUACUCUCUAAACCUCCCAUACUCAGCAAGCCUAGAGAAGGGGAGCCCCUGUACUUAUACCUAGCUAUAACCACACAAGCAAUGGCGGCAGUCCUUGUCCGAGAAGAAGACAAGACUCAAUGCCCAAUAUACUUCAUCAGCAAAGUACUCCAAGGCACAGAGUUGAAGUACACCAAGUUGGAAAAAUUGGCCUACGCCCUACUGACCUCAUCCAGAAGACUAAAGCAGUACUUCCAAGGGCACGUGAUCAUCCUGAGAACCAACCAAGCCAUUCGGCAAGUCCUCCAGAAACCCAACCUCGCGGGAAGAAUGAUGGCAUGGGCAAUAGAGCUGUCCAAAUAUGAUUUGCAAUACGAACCCAGGCAGGCAAUCAAAGCCCAAGCCAUGGCGGAUUUCCUGGUAGAGGUCACGGGGGAGGCUCCUGAUGUACCGAACACACGGUGGAAGCUCCACGUCGACGGAGCAUCCAACCAAAUGUUCGGAGGGGCCGGGAUCAUUCUCGAAAACUCGGCAGGAGUAGCCUAUGAACAAUCAAUCAAGUUCGACUUCCUAGUCUCCAACAACCAGGCAGAGUUUGAGGCCCUGAUAGGAGGGUUAAUAUUAGCCAAAGAGGUCGGAGCAUCAAGGGUGGAAAUAAACAGCGACUCCCAGAUCGUCACUUCUCAGAUAAAUGGCAGCUACCAAGCCAGGGACGCACUACUACAAAAAUACCUAGAAAAGGUAAAGGAGCUAUGCAAAAGCUUCGAGGAAGUCACAAUUCAGCACGUCUCUAGAGAAAGAAACGCCCGAGCCGACCUCCUUUCUAAACUAGCAAGCACCAAACCCGGGACAGAAAAUAGAUCCUUAAUCCAAGGACUGGCAACCGAACCAGCAAUCAUCUUAUGCGCAAGCCAAAAUCCAAACUCUCCCUCAUGGAUAGACCCUAUCUUCCGAUAUAUGGAGCAUGGAGAAACAUCCCUAGACGAGAAGGAGGCACAGGCCACCAAGAGGGAAGCUCCCAAAUACGUGAUCAUACAGGGGCAAUUAUACAGGCAAGGACUCCACCAAUCCCUACUCAAAUGCCUACGCCCCGACCAGACGGACUACGUCCUAAGCGAAGUCCACGAGGAGUGCUGUGGCCAUCAUAUUGGGGGAAGGUCGCUAGCAAGAAAAAUCAUCCGAGCAGGAUAUUACUGGCCCACAAUGAUGACGGAUGCCCAGGAGUUCGUCAGAAAAUGCAAAAAAUGCCAGGAAAAUGCCAACUUCCACAAAGCACCACCCGAAGAACUCAACCUGAUGAUGGUCCCCCGACCUUUCGCCCAAUGGGGAGUCGACCUCUUGGGACCGUUCCCACCUGGGCCUGGGCAAGUGAAAUACUUGAUAGUAGCCAUAGACUACUACACUAAAUGGGACCACCCCCAAUCAUCCACCGGCGAAACCCCCUUUCGACUCACAUACGGGGUCGACGCAGUCAUCCCAGUCGAAGUCGGGGAACGGAGUCCAAGAUUACUCCUCAGAGGAGGAAACGAAGCAAUCAAAAAAGAUCUGGUCGAUGAGACAAGGCAAAUGGCGCAUCUAACAGAAACAGCAAUAAAGCAAAGGAUAGCCCUAAGGUACAACGACAAGGUGCUAAAAAGAAACCUAGGAGAAGGUGACUUGGUCUUACAAUGCAAUGACAUAGGGAUGCCAACCCUAGGAGAAGGCAAGCUGGCUGCAAAUUGGGAAGGCCCUUACAGGGUGAGAGAGGUUCUCGGCAAAGGAGGCUACAAGUUGGAGAAGUUAGAUGGAAGCGAGGUACCGAGAACAUGGAACAUGGAAAAUCUAAGGAGGUUCUACUCAUAA
Arachis ipaensis is the source of this 2541-nucleotide messenger RNA. RefSeq lists its product as uncharacterized. Gene Ontology annotation, molecular function: nucleic acid binding; RNA-DNA hybrid ribonuclease activity. Lineage: Eukaryota; Viridiplantae; Streptophyta; Magnoliopsida; Fabales; Fabaceae. The record is from RefSeq and is a predicted model, not a curated record.